AUGCCGCCUCGAAAAGCUAGCGCUACCUCUGGCACGCGAAAAACACGAGCUACCAAAGCUACCAAAGCUACUAAGGCCUCCAAGGAAAAGGAAGCAGCUGUCGUCGCGGUAGCUCUAUCUCAAGCUUCAGCUUCGGUCUCACCACCUCCGGAUCUGCCUCAAUACACACCACUUCAGCAAGCGAUCCAAACUUCCUUUAGCUCUGCCCAGGGUUCGACUGCAACACACCGAAAACUCGUAGUCGCAUUACGAGCUACACAAGAGAAAUGCGCGAAAGAAGGAAUGAGAGCCGAGAAGGCGUUUUGCGUGGAAUUUGUACGAUGCCUAAAUCGUGCUCUUGUCGUGAAGAAGGGAGAGGCUGUUGGAGAUAGGAUAUUGAGGUUUUGCGAUUCAUUUGUCAGGCAUAUUUAUGAAAAAGAGUUGAAGGACAGGAAGGCAGCAAAAACUAGUGACGGUGAUGUGGAAAUGCAGGUGGAUGAAGAUGAAGACGACCAAUUACCACCAUCUUGCACGACUCGCUUUACACGGUUCCUUCUCGCGCACCUUGCGAAGGGUCUCACGGCCGCCAACAAAAUCGUUCGAUUUCGCGUCUGUCAGUUUUUCGCGUUGACACUGAGCUCAAUACCCGCCUUAGAUGAGCAUUCAUUUGCUAUAUUGAAAAAGGGCCUGGUUAGGAGGAUGUAUGACCGAGAGUCGAAUAUUAGAGGACAGGCAGCGCUGGCGCUGAUGAGACUCGGAUUUGGUGCCUCAGAAGAAGAAGAGGAAGAGGAGGAAGAUGAUGACGACGAUGACGAAGGUCUGGUACAAAAUACCGUAGUUGGAAGGCUUGUGGAUAGGCUCUCAGGCGACAAUAGCGCGGAGGUCCGCCGAGCUAUUUUGAUGAAUCUCAAUCAUACACCAUUAACACUUCCACAUCUCCUAGAGAGGUCUCGAGACCUUGAUGCUCUAACACGGCGCCUGGUCUACUCUAGGACUCUACCAUCCCUUGGAGACUUUCGUCUGCUUACAAUUUCCAUGCGAGAAAAGAUUCUCCGAUGGGGUCUUCAAGACCGUGAUAUAGCUGUUAGAAGGGCUGCUGAAAAGGCGUUUGUCGAUAACUGGGUCUCUAACGCUGACGGCGACGUCCUUGAGGUCCUUGAAAGAUUGGAUGUCGUGAACAGCAAAGUCGCGGAGAUGGCAAUGGAAGCAUAUUGGCAGCACGGAAACUCAGUCGAAAAAGCGUUUAGUGAGGAAUUCUGGAACGAUCUUACAGCAGAAUCAAUAUUCUUGGUUCGAACAUUUCAUGACUAUUGUCGUGACCCAAAGACUAAGAACGAUCACCACAUCGACGAAAAGGUUCCGGAGGUUACAACAAUGGCUCUUAUCAUUCAAAAAUACAUCAAUCUUUUGAUAGAGUCCCCAUUGGGGGUUCCGGUCAAUCCCUCCGCAAGUGUCAAUGCUCAACCAAAGGACUCUGCCGAGAUCGAAUUCAUCGUCGAGCAACUCCUUUUAAUAGCCCUUAAAGCCGACUACGGUGAUGAAAUUGGUCGCCGUGCAAUGUUUGCUUUGCUCCGAGAGUCACUUGCGAUCGUAGAUCUACCAGAAGCGACUGUCAGCCGCAUCAUAGAGGUCAUGCGCAAGGUUUCCGGUGGGGAACGAGAGUUUUGUAGUGUGACAUUGGAAAUCAUAGCAGAAGUUCACGAUACGAUCGCCCCGGAGGAAGAACCAGCGGUCGACGGAGAUGACAAUGACAGCUUCCACUCGGCACAGUCAGAACCGGAAGACGAGCGGCCCAAGAAAAAGCACAAAACCAAGCAAAAGGCAAAGACACCAAGAAUUGGUGAUAGUGAUGACGAGAUGAUGGACCUGGAUGAUGAAGAAUCCGACGAGAAGGCAAUCAAAGAGAUGGUGACAAAUCUCAGAUGUCUCUUUAUUGCGCAGUGUAUGCUCGAGAAUGUUGAGGGAGAUCUUAGCUCGAACGCUCAUUUGGGAACUAUGCUGAAUGGUCUCAUCGUUCCAGCUGUACGCUCGCAAGAGGCUCCGAUAAGAGAAAGAGGCUUGAGAUGCCUGGGAUUAUGCUGUCUACUGGAUAAGCCGCUCGCUGAAGAAAAUCUAACGCUGUUCGCUCACUGCUUCAACAAAGGGCAUGAAGAGUUACAGGUUGAAGCAGCGCAUAUUAUCUGUGACAUGUUGGUGAUUCAUGGAACCACACUUUUCGAAAGUGAGAAAUGUCAAAUCGAGCAGAAGACAUUGUACAAGAUGUUUGGAAAAGCAACAAAAUUGGAGGAUAGCCCUGAGACACAGGCGGCUUGUGUAGAGGUUCUCUGCAAGUUGUUUUUGGCGAAGGUAGUUGAGGAUGAUGACCUGCUCAAAGCUAUGGUCAUUGCAUACUUCGAUCCUUCAACGAACGAAAAUCUAGCACUCCGACAAACCCUUUCAUACUUCCUGCCGGUUUAUUGUCACUCGCGUGAUGAUAAUCAAGUUCGUAUGCAGAGAAUAAUAGUAUCCACUCUCCAUACGCUUAUAGGAUUAUUUGCAAACUUAGAUGAGGGUGAAGAAAUGGUUUCUCCCGCAAAUAUGACAAACCAGAUGACAGACUGGACGGAUCCACGGAAGGUGUUCAAGCUUGAGACAGUGCUAGAAGGGGCUAUCAACUGGGACGUUCAUGUCGAUUUAGCAACCGAUAUCGUCGGAAGGAUAGUAACGGGGAGUACAAAGGAGGAAAAGAAGAUACUUUGUCAGUUCCUUGGGAAACUUGUCAUUAGUCCCUUUGCAUCUGCCGAGAAACUACGCGAACUAUCCGAGCAAACCAUAGAACUUACCGGAUCCAAAGCCGUCAGUGAUGCUGUUUCCAAAAACGCACUCGUCAAAUUUGAAGCAAGUUUACAAAAGGUCAUUUCCCAACAAGAAGAGGGGCCGAGGAGUCGCCCGGGAACUCGAGGUAGCGCCGCUAGUUCCGGAGGCGGCGAUGCGGCUCGUGAUGAAGACGAAGAGUUGGGAGGGGAACAGAAUACUGCUGAAACCGAUGGGGAGACAGACCGCGAGGAAGAUGCGAAAGGUGAACCAGAGGAAGAGGAAGAGGAAGAUUCGUAG
This is a messenger RNA of Orbilia oligospora ATCC 24927, 3072 nucleotides long. RefSeq lists its product as uncharacterized. Gene Ontology annotation, biological process: mitotic chromosome condensation. Lineage: Eukaryota; Fungi; Ascomycota; Orbiliomycetes; Orbiliales; Orbiliaceae. Gene Ontology annotation, cellular component: condensed chromosome; condensin complex. The record is from RefSeq and is a predicted model, not a curated record. The transcript has 6 exons. Bases 1 to 3072 code for a protein of 1023 amino acids.